AUGACCGGGGUGCUGGAGAGUCUGGUGCCGGACAUGCACGCCAGCCAGAUCUCCGCUGGCAGCUACCACCAGCACGGCGGCCUGCAUAAGCCGCAGGAGUCCCCCACUCUGCCUGUCUCCACGGCCACCGACAGCAGCUACUACACCAACCAGCAGCACGGGGCGGCGGGCGGGUCGCCCUACGGCCCCGUGGGCUCCUACCCCUACGCGGGCGGCGGCGCCGCCCCCUACUCUGCUAAGGCCGCCUACGACGUGGGCUACGCGGGCGCCUACGGCUCCUACGGGCCCUACGGCAGCAGGGCCUCUCCGGUCAACAACGACUCUGCAGAGAAGGAAGACUGCGAGCCGGAGAUCAGGAUCGUGAACGGGAAGCCCAAGAAAGUGCGGAAGCCCCGAACCAUCUACUCCAGCUUCCAGCUGGCCGCUUUGCAGCGGCGCUUCCAGAAAACCCAGUACCUCGCCCUGCCCGAGAGAGCGGAGCUGGCGGCCUCCCUCGGCCUCACACAGACGCAGGUGAAGAUCUGGUUUCAGAACCGCCGCUCCAAGUUCAAGAAGAUGUGGAAGAGCGGAGAGAUCCCAGCGGAGCCGCCUCCCCGCCGCAGUGCUUCGCCACCGUCCCCCUCCUCGCCCCCCGCCUGGGACUUUGCUCCGCAUCCGCGCACGGCGGGCGGCGCCGGCACCGCCAGUCCCAGCCCCGCCGCCGCCUUCCUCGGUAGCUACUCGUGGUACCCGCCGGCGCCCGGCGGCCCGGCGCACCUGCCGGCGGCCGCUCCCCUCCCGCAGCCGGCGCAGCCCCCGCACCACCACGGCGGCGGUAACAUCUUCUAGGCGCUGCAGAGACUUGAGUCCCCGGGUCGCGUCCGGCAGCCGCGGGGCACAGAGGUGCCGCCACUGGUGUUUUGGUGAAACCUGGCUCCGGCCGUUCCGGCGGAGAGGAACCGCUCCGUUCCCCGUCCCGCCCCGUUGCCGCCAGCGGCGGCCCCGUGUGCGUUCAGCCCCGUGGGUCCGCCCGCCCGCCGCCAAAACAACCACGCUGCGGAAUAAGUACCCACGUCCUUCCUUUCGUCCUUCUUCGUCCUCUCCCCCGGCGUUUCAUCAAGCCAUCGGUGCAGAACUCUGGUUAACUUUAUUUUUUAUUUUCUUAAAAUUGAUAGGUGCCUUUGCGGAUAACCUCACCUCGAUGUUGGGGAUUAAAAAAUAAAACGAUAAAAAAAAAGAUAAAUAAUUUUUAUAUGUAGAUUUGAAACAGAAGCCCCCCGUGUUUAAGGUAUCCUUUUUAGCCGUGAACGAAAUCGUCCGGCGGGGGUGGGGACUGGUCUCAGGCGGCGGUGCCGGCGCAGCUCCUGCCCGUGCGCUGCCUCCGGGCGGGUUUCGUCCCCCGACGGGGCUUCCCCGGGUCGGGCGCCGAGCCGCGGCGAGCCCUCGCCUCCACCACCACCGCCCCGCCGGCAACCUUGCCACUAACCCUUCCCUUGCGCCGUUUGAUGUCUAGGAUCGUGGGGGGAAAAAAACAGGGUAUUUUUUGUUAUUU
Messenger RNA from Lepidothrix coronata (blue-crowned manakin), 1531 nucleotides. RefSeq names its product distal-less homeobox 2 (gene DLX2). The transcript has 3 exons. Gene Ontology annotation, biological process: negative regulation of transcription by RNA polymerase II; embryo development; cell differentiation. Gene Ontology annotation, molecular function: DNA-binding transcription factor activity, RNA polymerase II-specific; RNA polymerase II cis-regulatory region sequence-specific DNA binding. The record is from RefSeq and is a predicted model, not a curated record. NCBI's taxonomy places the organism in Eukaryota, Metazoa, Chordata, Aves, Passeriformes, Pipridae. Bases 1 to 828 code for a protein of 275 amino acids.